AUAAAUGUUUGUGGGCUUACUGCUGUGUGCCAGUGCUGCUGGGUACUGGGAAUGUGAGAGAUGCUUCAGGGGGAGGAUGGCAUGUUCAGCCAGGACAUAUGGUGAUGACAGCCAGCAGGACACUAGACACCUACCACUGAGUCUCAGGAGAAAAGUCCGGGCGGUUGGAAGUAUUUUGGAAGUCAUCGGCGCACAGGACCAGUCCACCAUGCCUGAAGUCAAAGACCUUUCAGAAGCUUUGCCAGAGACGUCGAUGGAUCCCAUCACGGGAGUGGGAGUGGUGGCUUCUCGGAACCGAGCCCCAACAGGCUAUGAUGUAGUUGCACAGACAGCAGAUGGUGUGGAUGCUGACCUCUGGAAAGAUGGCUUAUUUAAAUCCAAGGUUACCAGAUACCUGUGUUUCACGAGAUCAUUUUCCAAAGAAAAUAGUCAUUUAGGGAACGUGUUAGUGGAUAUGAAGCUCAUUGACAUCAAGGACACUCUGCCUGUGGGCUUCAUCCCGAUUCAGGAGACGGUGGACACACAGGAAGUGGCUUUUAGAAAAAAGAGGCUGUGCAUUAAAUUUAUCCCACGGGAUUCAACUGAAGCUGCGAUUUGUGACAUUCGGAUCAUGGGCCGGACGAAGCAGGCCCCCCCUCAGUACACGUUUAUUGGGGAACUGAACAGCAUGGGGAUCUGGUAUCGAAUGGGCAAAGUCCCCAGGAAUCAUGACUCAUCUCAACCCACAACGCCUUCCCAGUCAUCCGCUGCUUCCACCCCGGCCCCCAACCUUCCCAGGCACAUCUCUCUAACGCUCCCUGCUACCUUCCGAGGCAGGAACAGCACUCGGGCUGACUAUGAGUACCAGCACUCCAAUCUGUAUGCCAUAUCAGCAAUGGAUGGUGUGCCUUUUAUGAUCUCAGAGAAGUUUUCUUGUGUUCCAGAAAGUAUGCAGCCCUUUGAUCUCUUGGGAAUCACCAUCAAAUCUCUGGCAGAAAUUGAAAAAGAGUAUGAGUACAGCUUCCGCACGGAGCAGAGCGCCGCAGCCCGGCUCCCGCCCAGCCCCACGCGGUGUCAGCAGAUCCCCCAGUCCUGAGGCCCGGCCGCCACCCCGCCCCCUCGGGGAGAAGACGCAGCCGCCCGACUACUGAGCGCCCCUCCCUCGCCCAGUCCAGUCCCUCCUGCCCGCCCUCACCGACCCCCACCCCCGGGGGCUCGCCUGGGAGACUCCGGGCGGCUGAGCGGUUACCUCCGCGGCCAUCGGCUUGCCUGACGGGACACCCCCGCCUCCCCGGGGACACUGUUCAUAAUCUCGACUAAUCUGUGUUUGCUGUAGUGACCAGCAGCUCCUGGCGUGUCUGUGUGACGACCAGCCUCCUACACGCGACCCCACCCACCGCGGGAGCCACCCGAGGGCCCCGCGCAAUUGCGGAGCUUCCCGGUGACCCGCUCGCUCCCUGUCCUCCUGACUGUUGCCUGCCGCUAAGCUCGCACGUUCCUCCUGGAAUUCCGCCUGAGGUGGGUGGCAGCGGGGCACAGCCCCCCGCCGGGGCUCCCCCCACGCCCCAGAACUGACAGCGACAAGCGCCCUGAGCGUUUCAUGGCAACCCUGAGGACUCGAGGGAGGAAGGAGCAGGCGGCCCCCGGCCCCACCGGUGGCCACCCCUUCACGCUCGGCCCCCAACCGACACACUGGACACGCAGAGGUCGGGGCGCAGCCGCCCGGCUGCCCCCACAGAGGACGUCCCUGCUGGGCGAGAAGGCCGAGGGACCUGGUGCUUGCUUGGAGGGGAGUUUUGCUGCCCGGGACACUGUGCUCACCCACCACCCGCCCUGUUCCUCCCAAAGGGCUCGGCUCUGCAACGCCCACGUGCCCUGACCCAGAGACGGGCCCUCCCUGGGCUGCGGGAAAGAGACCCUGUGGGCUGGUGUCCAGCCGCAGAGGGACGCGGGCACGUGGUCACCCAGCUUCGCAGAGCCAGGCUGCAUCUCGAUGGGGUCUGCCCACAGCAGGAGUCGUUUGUAAAAGUCCGUCUGAGCCAGGUCACCGAACUGGGGCCAUGACUGGCCAGUGGCCACACUGGCAUCUCCCACAAUGCUGGCUGCCAAGUUCAGCCCCACACGGGUUCGCCAUGAGAACAGGGCUGCAGCCACCCCUGGGGGGCUCAGGCCCCACCUCGACGGCCUGCCUGGUCUAGUUACCAGGGUCUGUCUCGAUUCCACAGAAUGUUGGGAUCUCCCACCUCGGAGGUCACUAGAGGGCAGGAGCUUUGGAUGGGAGGCUUGACAUGCAUGGGGGGGGGGGGGGGGGAGGGAGCGGGCUGAGGCCUGGAGAGCAGGGAGGUGCCCCCCCCCCAUGAAGGUAGCACAGGAGAGCCACAGCCAAGGACGCUCCCUGCCUACCCGUGGCUCCUGGGAUGGCACAUGGUGGCUGGGGCAGAACUGGCCAACAGUGUGGAGGGUGGCCGCUGGCUCAGAGGUGGGGGUGGGUCAAAAAUACCUCCUGUACCUGCCGUCAGCAACGCCAGCUCCAGAACCUCUACCCUCACCGCUGUCGCCCCGGAUCUUCAAGGCGAUACCUCCUGAUUUCUGUGCAUUAGAGAAGUGGGCACCUCUCCCUCGCUCCGCCCAGGCCCGGGACGUCCCUGGUGGAGCUGGCCUUCCUGUGCCUCCCACACAGCAAAGCGGCAGGAAAAUGCAGGCGGUGUGUGGAACCCCCGGGGUCCAGGAAGCCAAGGGCUAUGGUGCUCACCCAGGAAGGAGAGAGCUUCGAACUGGUCUCAGAUGUACACGCCGAGAUAAGCUAGUUGCGCUUCUGGGGAAACUGGAGGAGUCCCGUGGGGCCCAGAGAACCUGUGUCUCCUGCUGCCUUUUGGACGGGCGGCCGGUCCAAAGCCAAGUGACCUGCGUGACCCCAAGCCCAACACAGAGGGGCGACCAAUUCCUUCUGUACCGUUCACUCGGUGCGUGCGCUUUGUUCACGGCCUGACUGGAAGAUUACCAUCCGACAGGCGGCGCCCAGCAGCCCUUCUCCCUUGACCGACAGCCAGGGGUUUUAGCGGCUCUCAGGGCCGAAGACGAGCACGUGGGAGCCCAAGCGUGGGUGCAAGAAGGCGGAGCUGGGCAGGGAGGGUGACUGUCCCCCCCCCCCAAUUCCGGGGCCAUCCUGCAGUUACGGGAUGGGGCUGCGGGGCCACCAGGAAGAGGCCAGACUGGUGUGGAUGCAGGCGGCCUGGGGUGACGACCUCCACUGCAUGGUAGACAUAAGCGAUGUGUAACGGUGACUGAACGUCACCCUAAACCAUUAGGACAAUUAGGCAGUGACCGUGUUAGGGAGAGGUUGGCGUCUGUGGUAGAUUUUAGGCUGCUCCCAGCCCUCUUUGCCUGUUGGGGAGGGGGGGGCGCGUGCAGACAGCAGGACAGCCCGGACCCCUGGCACACCACUGCAACAGAGCGACCUUUUCUUUCUGGGAGGGCGCAUUGCCUCACAAACCCUGUGACCACACAGGCAGGGAAGGACAAGGGUUCUCGGAAGUGUAAAGGGCAGGGGCCAGGCCCUCCGUCCCCCAGCACUCCCCGCCGCUCCCCCAGAGACCAACGAGAGCACAGGCUUCCCUGCUGCCUUCUCUCUUCCAUCUGAAAAUCCGUUCUCUCUCCAAAACCUUGGAAAGGGCAUAGUGGUAAUAGGGGGUGAGUAGGUUGCGACGUGUUCAUUUGCAAAUUUUUAUCAAGGCUUUUCCUGCCCCGAGUCCCGGAACCAAUAUGGGCCACACGCCCCUGCCACCUGGAGAGCUGGGACCAGGUCAGGACCCCCGGCCGCCCCGGCUUCCUUGCCGGCAGUUCUGACCUCUGCACAGUUGGCCACCAGGAGCCCCUGACAUUUGCUUCCCCACCCCCCCCCCACCCCCCGUGCUGUUCAGAACGGCAGCGCGGCGGGCGACAAGGACUAACACAUACUAAGCACCUGCUCCUUGCCAGGCAGUGGCACAUUUCUCCUCUUUAAGCACAUUUUCUCCCGUUUUUCUCCCUUGAAAAACACCCAGAAAUGGAUGUUCGUUGCUCCCGGUUAGAGACGAAGAAGCGGAGACCAGUCCGCGGCACAAAGCUGGCAGGUGGCAGAGACAGGACUUGGGCCCCGAGGCUCGUCGGACCCCAGAGCCACUGUGCCGGCUGGUCCAGCAUAAGCACACGCCUCACAGCCCCUUUUGGUUCCGGUCCCGCAACGGACCUCCCAGCGCCGCCAGCCACGCUGGUUCCGGCGCGAUAGCGUCGCCGCUGCGCCAUGGUGCUCGGCAGGGGGCGAGAGCCCAGCUGCCCCCUCGCUCCACCCCGACGAGGGCUCCCCUGAGAUCCAGGGAGCCCGAGAGCAAAGCAGGGCCUCGACCCGGCAGCCGCGUGCCCACGGGGGUGCGGGCCCGAGCUCUGACUCCGCCCACUGCCCGCCCUGCCGCCGGGGCCUGGAGGCGGCGGCCCCUCCUCCUUCGCCCGUCCGGAUGCCGCCAGGAGACGGGGCUUCUGUUCUCCCCGCGACAGGUGUGUGGGCUGCCAUGGGACGCUGGGGCCACGGCCGGGCCGCUGUGCCCUCGCCAUGGGAACGACGUCCUUACCGUAUUUAUUUGAGGUGACUCUGUACUUGGCGAAGGGAAGUUUCACUGUGUGAUUGUCUGUCUUAAUAUAAUUUGUUAAAUAAACGUUUUAACCUUU
This is a messenger RNA of Prionailurus viverrinus (fishing cat), 4683 nucleotides long. It is a transcript of the gene MVB12B, whose product is annotated as multivesicular body subunit 12B. Gene Ontology annotation, cellular component: ESCRT I complex; late endosome. NCBI's taxonomy places the organism in Eukaryota, Metazoa, Chordata, Mammalia, Carnivora, Felidae. Bases 5 to 1075 code for a protein of 356 amino acids. The record is from RefSeq and is a predicted model, not a curated record. Gene Ontology annotation, biological process: viral budding; regulation of epidermal growth factor receptor signaling pathway; virus maturation. The transcript has 10 exons.